This is a messenger RNA of Glycine soja, 1797 nucleotides long. Its product is annotated as F-box protein FBW2-like. Bases 403 to 1368 code for a protein of 321 amino acids. The transcript is spliced from 5 exons. The record is from RefSeq and is a predicted model, not a curated record. NCBI's taxonomy places the organism in Eukaryota, Viridiplantae, Streptophyta, Magnoliopsida, Fabales, Fabaceae.
ACAGUUUGAGUAUUGCAGUAAGAAAGCAUUGAUAUUUUAUCUUUGCUAGUGUUCUCUUUUUCGUGUCCAUACGCAAAUACUGAUCCUUUUUUGCUUGAAAGGACUCUAUAUCCAUCCAUCGGAUUGCAACUUCAUCCCAUCCAGAACAGAACAGAACAGAACUGGUGGUUGCAUUGAAUCGGAGGGGUAAGUGGGAAGACGUGUCUUGUUUUGUAGCUUUCCCUUCCCUCUCUCUUUUCCCCGCCGCAUGUGCCGGAUUAGACGCGAACUGCUUCCAUAAUUCACCUCCUCCAAUCAACCAUCACAAGAUUUCCCACUGAAACUCAGAAUCCUCCCUACACUUUGCAAAAAUAAGAAAAGACAUCAAUCUGUGGAUUCUUUAUUUACUCAAGAUUUGAUUGGAUGGAAGAAGCAUGUGAAUUUCGAAGUUGGGCUGAAUUGAUUCCUGAUGCCCUGGGGGUAAUCUUCACCAAUCUUUCUCUUCAGGAGAGGGUAACAGUGAUCCCCAGGGUGUGCAAAUCAUGGGCUAAUGCAGUAACUGGACCUUACUGCUGGCAAGAGAUAGACAUCAAGGAUUGGAGCAAUCGAUGCCAGCCCGACCAACUCGAUCGGCUGCUCGAGAUGCUUAUCACAAGAAGUUCUGGAUCCCUCCGCAAACUCAGUGUUUCUGGCCUCCAAACUGAGAGCAUCUUCACUUUCAUUGCUGAAAAUGCCUGUUCUCUCCAUACAUUGCGACUGCCAAGGAGCAGUAUGAAUGAUUCCAUUGUGGAACAGAUUGCUGGGAGGCUUUCUAUGAUUUCUUUCUUGGAUGUGAGCUACUGUAUUAAAAUCGGUCCCUAUGCACUUGAGAUGAUUGGCAAGAACUGCAAACUGCUAGAAGGGUUGUGUCGAAACAUGCACCCGUUGGAUACUGCAAGCAAGCCGUUUCAAGAUGAUGAAGCAUAUGCAAUUGCCUCCACAAUGCCUAAGCUCAAGCAUCUUGAAAUGGCUUAUCAUCUUAUCAGCACUUCGGGUGUCCUUCAAAUACUUGCAAACUGCCCUAAGCUUGAAUUUUUGGAUCAAAGGGGGUGUUGGGGUGUGACACUUGACCACAUGUUUUUAAAGCAGAAAUUCCCAAAACUGAAGGUUUUGGGGCCUUUUGUUCUUGACACUUAUGAGAGUGAUGGCUGGGAUGAUUUCUCAGAUGUGUCAGAUUCUUCCGAGUACUUGGCCUGGGACUUUGUGGCCGGUGGCAUGGAAGAAUACUAUGUUGAUGAUAGUGACAGUUAUGAUGGAAUGUGGGAUGAUGAAGGGAGGCUAGAUGAGCUUCAGUUCGGGUUUUAUGAAGGGAUAGAAGAUGCAGGAAUGUAUUGGCCUCCAUCUCCAUAAGAAGCUAUAGCUGCUGCAUGCAUUACUUGUGAUCAAUUGUAUGCUUUUCUACUCUUGUAACUAAUGCUUCUUCUACUUUACUUUUAUGUGGUGCUCUAUGAAUGAUAUGUUUUUCCUUCAAGUAAUGUUGGGCUUGCUCUGCCUAGCAUAUGCAUAACUGAGUGAGAUUGUUAUUGACCUUACCUUAGAUUUCUUACUUAAGUAGGAAAAGGAAGGGAAGAGAAGGCUCCCUUGUUUCACAUGUUAGAAGUCGACAUGUUGUAAUUGGAACAUCUGGCUUAUGACCAUGUUGUACCUUCUUGAAAAAUAUCUGUUUGAUGAGGUUGUCAAAUUGGAUUCAAAUUUUUAUUGUUGUAAUAAAUUAACUGCUGAAAAUGUAAGAAAGGAUUAUUCCAUAUUGGAUCCAAUCCACGAGAGAUUUUGAGGCUC